Sungouiella intermedia is the source of this 1743-nucleotide messenger RNA. The record is from the annotation of a GenBank genome assembly. Lineage: Eukaryota; Fungi; Ascomycota; Pichiomycetes; Serinales; Metschnikowiaceae.
AUGCCAACAGUCUCCCCAUGCAACUACCGACUAGAAAAGAAAAUCAACCAUUCCCUUCUGGUGGCCGUCACCUACUCUGAAGUCACCAACCAUCCCGAACUUCUAGACGUCUCCAUUGAGUUCGUCAAUACUAAGACACCCAAACCUUCCAAUUCUCCAUCCAGCACUCCAGAUGCCGAGGACGGCGACGAAGCAAAUAGAAACUCAGCACAGAAUGAAAGCUGGUUCAAAAGUUUCUGGGCCAGCGAAAAGGCGCCGUUGGCUCCAUCUACGCUGCCUGAGAUUCCGUUGUUUCUAGGCUAUGUCCAGAUGGUUGGAUAUGUGCGUCUAAACCGCCAGAUCGGCGGAGAUGGCACACUGGAUGCUGCCACCGACGUCUACUGGAAGAAUCAGGAGUACUUGUCUAACUAUGCAGAGAAAGACGACGAAAUAUUCGACGGGAUUCAUGAAACAACCUUCUUUAAAGACCACGGCAGCGAUACGCCAAGAAAGGGACGUAUUGGCGGCAUCAAUGACUUGAACUCCAAACGUUUCGAUGCCACUACGGUCUAUUUGCUUCAUGACUUGGCCCAUCCUUUCAACACCAUGCAGAUGCCCGGAAGAAACCCUCCAGAACUUCCUGAACCAUAUCACCACGCAUUGGCAACUGAUCUUUCCGAAUGUAUUGUGCCCUUCUACGUCACGGCACAACAUCUUCUUUUUUCUUCUGUGCGUUUGGCAGACAAACUGGUAGAAUGCUAUAAAAUCCGUAUUCCUCGGCCUCCAGGAACAUUACCUCCGUCAUACAACACUAGACUGUCAGGUGCUGCGGGAGAUGGAGGAGUAGUUUCCAUAUGCUACUCGUUUGUAGUCGGUGUUCUGGAACAAACUAGCGAAGCUAUGCAGCAACGUGCUGUGUAUUUCCCUAUGGAAUUGAAACCAGGGAAAAAAGGAUGGGAUCGUGAGUGGCUCCAACGAGACUACCUUCAAGACGCUUUGGUUGAUAAAGACUGGAAACCACAAACAGUAGAUGUUGGUGCAGACGGGGUUGCCAAUGGUACCAAUGGAACCAACGGUAAUGAGGGACGAACCGAGAAGAAAUUCAUUAGAGAUCUCGAUACGCUCAUCGAGAGCAGUGUCCACGUUGUAGCGGCCAACGAGAGAAGGAAGAGCUCGGUUUCAGUACAAUCAUUAGACUAUACGGGAUUCAUUCACCAAGUACCUCCGAAAUUGAAGGUCCUGUAUCAGAUCCGGGUCAACAACCAAUCACUCUGUAAGUUGACAGUCUCCAAGCCAUACUAUCAUGUUGGGGAUGAUGUCCACUUCUUUCUCGAGCUCUUCACGGAUUCAAGUGUGUCCACUAGGGUGGUAGGAGUGACUACACAUGUUGAAGCGCACGAAGUUUUCAAUUUGGAGUCUGAAUCCACUAGGAAAACCAUCAAUUUCUACAAAGUGACACCUACAAUCAAGCUCAAUACGUUUGCUGAUGCAAUGGCCGAUGCAUACAACCAGAGUGGCUCUGGGCUAGUGACCGGAGUAGUGAAUUUGCCUCGGUUCUUGGCACAACAAUUCCAGCUGUCAACUUUCAUGGAUUUGAAGUACUUUUUGGUUUGUAGAUUUGUUCUCAAUGAGUUUGAGAAGAGCGAGGGGCCCAAGUACAUCGAUGAGGAUCCUGCUCGAUUCGCAGAUUACAUUCAAGAGUAUAAGAUGGAGAAUGAGUCAUCGGAGUUCAAGUUUCUGAUUCCGUUGACGGUGUUGCCAUAA